Molecule: messenger RNA, 2265 nt
Organism: Drosophila miranda
Lineage: Eukaryota; Metazoa; Arthropoda; Insecta; Diptera; Drosophilidae
Gene: Nufip
Product: nuclear fragile X mental retardation-interacting protein 1
Exons: 3
Coding region: 50-1468 (472 amino acids)
Biological process (GO): box C/D snoRNP assembly
Cellular component (GO): nucleus
Molecular function (GO): RNA binding
Source: RefSeq, a predicted model, not a curated record
UCAACCCACGGUUGCACUCUGCGCGCACAUUGUUUUUUUUUAAGAAAAAAUGGACGAAAAAGUCUUGCCAAAGUUCGUCUUGCCUUCCCCCAAAUUCUCUAGGACCGAAAAUGAGGCAAACAGGACAACAAUGCACUAUUUGACGCCCAGUGGCAUGACCUUGCUGCCCCGCGCCAAGCAGCCCCCGCCGAUGUACGGCGCGCGAGGCAGCACAGUACCAGCCAAAUAUCUACCCGUCGAACAGAGCCCGAUUACAUGCAUGCCACAAGCUCCACCAAUUUACAAAUCUCCGCCCCGUCCCGAGCACUGUCACAACUGUGGCAUGGAGCUGGCCAACGCGCAGGACAUGAGGCGACAUUUGGAGCAGCAUGAGACAUGUCCCGCAGAGGAUUGCGACUUUGCCGCCCUGCACAACAUAGUGGAGCGCCAUAUUGAAGCUAACCACAUAACUGGGCUGUAUACGAAAGUGAAAAGGGUGUGGACAGCCGAAGAUACAGCCGCCUGGCGGGCAGAACGGAGAAAGAAAUUUCCCACGGCAGCGAAUGUGGAACUGGCCAAGCGUGCCAAGGAACAGCGCCUCAAACGCGGGGAGCGCCUGGAGGCUUCCAAAUCUCGUUUUGGCAGACGCGAAGAUCGGGCACGUACCCGACCCAACAGCUAUCAAGAAAAGCGACCCAAAUCGAACAAAAAGGGUAAAGGAAAGAGCCUACACGUGGACAAGAAGAAGGCGGAUGAAAAUAUUCGCAAAGAAACAGAUGCCUUGCAAGAGGAAUCCUCAGAUGUAAGUGGCACAGGCGUGUCCAUGUUUCGCGGAACCGGACAAAUGUUAGACUACGAGCACUGCAAAGAUAACGUACAGGACAAGGAAAAUGUUCUAUGUGGCCUCUUGGGAAUGUACGGCUCGGAUAGUGAAGACAGCGAGAUUGAGGCCGAAGAAGAGAACCGAAGUCAAGGGCAGAAAAGUCCCCAAUUGGAGACAGUACGGCGUCUAGACAGCCCAGAGUGCAGCACAGUGGAGAAUGAAAGUUCUAGGGCUGAUCCAAUAGCCCCAAAUACAGCUGUCCAAAAAAACACCCCCCAAACUUCUGAGGAGCCCGCCAUCAGUUCAGAGGACCUGGACCUGCUCAAGGAAAACAACUGCUCUUCUGAUGAGGCACCUGAUGAAGUGCCCAUUCAGCGCGUAACCGAAUCAAUAUCAGAGCCGGCUAUAACCAAACCUCAAUUCGUCGAGCCGAAACCCGGACCCUCCCCAAAACCAGCUGCUCCGAGGGCACAGAAGCGUAUUUCCGGCCUCAACUACAAUCGAGCCCGUAAAACGACGAAACAGAAUACAAUGCUCUCCAAGCUGUUGGCCGCCGAUAUCCGCCAUGAGCGCAAUGUCCUGCUGCAGUGUGUGCGCUAUGUGUGCGAGAACAACUUCUUCGGCAUCGGAGCAAGCGACAAUAAAGAUCAAGUAAAGAAUAGUUGAAUAUACGUAAUUAUUAUUCCUAUUCUGCUUACGAGUAUGUAAUUGUGAUAAGCUGAAAAGCAGAAUUUCAGUUGCUUAAUUGUGUACCAUCGAAUAGAGUUGUACAAUAAAAUACUCCCACGCUGGAAACAUUUAUAAGCUGCCCGUCUCUCCACCAGGCUCAGACGUUUCUAGCAUUCAACUAUUUCUUCGUUCCACUUCUUGUAUAAGCCAAUGCCCUGUAUGAGCAGUACCACCUGAAUGACUGCAAGCCAAAUGAAUGUAAGCGAGAAAUCCAUUUAGUAGUGAGAAGCCAAACUUACCAAUCGGAAAUAUAAGGUAGCUCAUGAUACAUGGCCCAACGUUGCUCAAGCAUAGCCCUACACAGUAGACAGCCUUCUUUUUCUGCGAGUACAAACGGUAAUGUGUAGUAAUUAAGCCAAGCCACCAUUUGCGCCACUGCACAGGCAACACCUCUUACUUUGAAUACGCCAACGCGGAUCAAUAUCCCCGAGAUUAUAAGUAAAACGGCUCCAGACAUAUGCACACAUCCAGCAGUAAAAAAAAAGUCACCUUUUGAAGUAAAUAUGCUCAAGAGAUUAUCCUAAUCCGUUUAUGUAAGUCGUAUGUAUUUCCAAUAUUUACCUGACGUCGUCAUUAUUCUAUAUGACCAAUCCAUCGAGAGCAGGCCAAAGAUCACAUUCCAUAUUGCGAAAUUCUUCAUUGCAACUGAAAGCCGACAAUCUCGGCAACAUUUACACAUGUUUCAAAUUUCAUAAAUUGAAUAAAAGGCUUUGUAUGUGGGUGUAUCUUUCCAA